Strongyloides ratti is the source of this 450-nucleotide messenger RNA. RefSeq lists its product as hypothetical. Bases 1 to 450 code for a protein of 149 amino acids. The transcript has 2 exons. The record is from RefSeq and is a predicted model, not a curated record. Lineage: Eukaryota; Metazoa; Nematoda; Chromadorea; Rhabditida; Strongyloididae.
AUGAAUCUGGAAACAACAUAUAUUGUUUUACUAAUUUAUCAAUUGCUAAAUUUUUCUCUUUCUAAAAGUUAUUUUUCUCCAAUAGGUGAAGUAUCAGGAAGAACUUUUUGUUAUCGCAUACCAGAAAAAAAUGUUAAAGUCGUACUUACCAAAACAAAUUUUUUUAGAAUAAGAAAAACAAUUGCUGUAACACAAUCUUCAGCAACUGGUAUUUUUUAUUUUCGAGUACCAUUAAAUUAUUUAACAGGUGCAAUUCUUAAAUUAUCAUUUAAUUGUGGUGAUCCUAAACCAAUGUGCUAUUAUACUGCUUGGAUUCCAGUUAACAGCCAAUAUAAUAGACAAAACAAACUUGCUUCAAAAAAUUUUUUCCUUGGAAAUAUUGAAUUAAGUGCUCAAUACGAUGCGAAAAGAAAAUUUUGCGGAAGAAAAUCGUUAAAAAGAUUUAAAUAA